AUAAUUUUAUACCUGAUUCCUACCUCAGAACCUGAUACGGUGAGGUGAGCAGUUGAGACUUGAGCGAGGCGGAGAGCAGAGGAUCAGAGAGAGGCUGAGGCGGUCCAGCUGGACCAGCCGUCCAGGCGGAGGAGCUUCAAGCUUGCUGCCUUGCUUGAGCCUUGAGCUUUUUUCUGUUGAGCAGAUGAGAACAGACUGAACAGUGGAGACUGGGGACUAGAGAGAGGCGGAGAGCAGAGACUAGAGAGAAAGGAAUGGAGCAGGCACAUGAAGAGCAAAUGCAAGAACAGAGCAGUGAGAAACAACUUAUGCUUUCUUAUCCUCCUACUGACCCACAAUCAUAUCCUUGGUUAGUAAUAUGUGAUGGGUAUGAUAAAGAAAGACAAACUUUUUUCAGCAUAUCAAAAGAUUAUUUUCACACCAGAAACAUUCCUGAGAUGCGCAAUAAAGUAAUAUACACUAGUUGUGAUGGAUGGUUGGUAUUAAAGGAUAUCGAUUCAAAGAAUUUGUGUCUUUUGAAUCCUACUUCUAAAGAGAUGAUGCAACUUCCGACAUUGGAAGACAUUGCUGAUCAUUUUAUUUGUAUUCUGACGGCAACACCAAGUGACCCCUUCAAUCAGUGCUACGUACUAUUCAUUGAUCCCCCAACGUUCACAUUUUCUUUUUGCCAACUUGGUGAUAAAAUUUUUUACAAACAAACCCUUCAAGCAAAUGGGUCAGUGUACGUUCAAUCUGCAACAUUUCAUGGAGGAAAAAUUUAUCUUUUGAUAUACUUUGGGAUAUCAGGUUCUUUAUCUUAUACCGCUGAGUUUGUGGGUGGAGAAAUUCGUUUUACCAAGUUGGCAAUAGAGAGAUUUGACGAGUCAUUACCUGCCGAUAUAGUAUGUUACCGUGAUUAUCUCAUUGAAUCUUGCGGUGAGCUCUUAUUAGUUAACCAGAUGUUGUUUGGAUCGUACAGGAGAAAGGUUUAUGGUUUCAUAAUUUUUCGGAUGGAUUCUUCAAAGAAUGCAUGGGUCCAAGUGAAGAACAUAGGAGAGCGUGCUAUUUUUAUUUCCGAGAGGAGCAAAAUAUCUUGUUUUGUAGCUGAAAAUGGAGUCAAGCGAAAUUCGAUUUACUUCACAAUGCCCUCUAGUCGAUUUCUUUAUGUCUUUGACUUGGAAGAUGAUACCAUUACAAAGUUCCUACCUUGCCCUACUGUAGCUUGUCGUGAAUUAGAUCAUGAUUGGGUUAUUCUGAAAUAGAAUUACUGUUAUAUUUUA
Messenger RNA from Quercus robur (English oak), 1259 nucleotides. RefSeq lists its product as uncharacterized. The coding region runs from base 255 to 1241 and encodes 328 amino acids. The record is from RefSeq and is a predicted model, not a curated record. NCBI's taxonomy places the organism in Eukaryota, Viridiplantae, Streptophyta, Magnoliopsida, Fagales, Fagaceae. The transcript is spliced from 2 exons.